AUGCAUAGCCUCGAGAUGACUAACAAGCAAAUUUUGGGAGUUCUCGAGCCAAGCUCACUGGACUACGGCUUUCCAGGUACAAAUGAUUCGUUAGCCGCCGUGCCUAUUGCAAAGAACAAGUUGGUAAAGUUUGGCAGAAACGAUCGCGAAUGCGAUGUUAUUCUUACACAUCCAUCUGUUUCAAGUAUACACUGUAUGUUCUGGGCCAUACGAUUUGAUGAUGACAGCGUGCCUAUGUACUACGUUAAGGACUGUUCUCUGAAUGGGAUCCUGAUCAACGGGUUAUCCUUGAAAAGAGGCCAAACAUAUCUCUUGGAAGACGGCGAUCUCGUUACCAUACCAAAUGCAGGAGCUUAUCGGUUUGUGGCUAAAAUAAAGCUCUUGACCAGUGAUCUGGUAGAACAGCUGGGAUUUCUCACAGAGGUUGAUAGUUGGAGGAUAACAUCAAAAGUAGUUGGAAGUGGAACAUUCGGCCACGUUCUGGUUGCAAAUGAAAAGAUGAGCGCCACUAAUCACCAGCCGGUGAACUAUGCCGUCAAGGUUAUCAAGAUGAAGCCAAACAGACUGGACAAGGAGGCCAAAAUUUUACUGAAACUAGCGCACCCCAAUAUCAUCAAGGUUCACAAAACGUUUGCCGGCUCCAAAGAUCACCUCUAUAUCUUCCAGGAUCUAAUUACAGGAGGUGAUCUAUUUUCCUACUUAGCGAAAUCCGACUGUCUAUCUCCAAUUUCGGAGACGGAAGCACUGGUAAUAAUAUAUCAGAUUUUGCACGCACUUCGGUAUUUACAUUCGCAAGGUAUUGUUCAUCGUGACUUAAAACUCGAUAAUAUUUUAUUAUGCACACCAGAGCCAUGCACGAGAAUUGUUUUAGCAGAUUUCGGCAUUGCCAAAGAUUUAUCUUCCUCGCGCUCUCGUAUGCACACGGUUGUUGGGACACCUGAAUAUUGUGCACCCGAAGUAGGAUUCAAGGCUGACAGAGCAGCAUAUAAAGAGUUUUCAAGAGCCGCUACUUUUGAACAGCACGGUUACGACGCCAAAUGCGAUUUAUGGUCGCUUGGCGUCAUCGCUCAUAUAAUAUUAACGGGAAUUUCCCCAUUUUAUGGGGACGGUUCAGAAGCCAGCAUAAUCCGUAAUGCCAAAAUGGGGAGUUUGAGCUUCAAUUCUAAACAAUGGAGCAAGGUUUCUGAGCACGCCAAAAGCUUCGUACGUCGCCUCUUGGAGAUAGAUGUUCACAAGCGCCUUGACAGUCAGGGCGCAUUUCAUCACUUGUGGAUUGCAAAGCACAAAGGGCAGCUUGAGAAAAUAUAUCAUAAAAAGAUCCUGCAAGGGCACAUUAACGUAUUGCCUAGUAUUGAGGAGCUGAGCUGGAAGAGAAGGCUGCCCAAAAGUGUGAAUUUAUCGCCCACUGCCGUACAAAGAAAAAAAUUUACCAAAGUUGAUCAUUGA
Molecule: messenger RNA, 1446 nt
Organism: Lachancea nothofagi CBS 11611
Lineage: Eukaryota; Fungi; Ascomycota; Saccharomycetes; Saccharomycetales; Saccharomycetaceae
Source: the annotation of a GenBank genome assembly